Molecule: messenger RNA, 2913 nt
Organism: Cynara cardunculus var. scolymus (artichoke)
Lineage: Eukaryota; Viridiplantae; Streptophyta; Magnoliopsida; Asterales; Asteraceae
Product: receptor-like serine/threonine-protein kinase ALE2
Exons: 8
Coding region: 352-2586 (744 amino acids)
Biological process (GO): protein phosphorylation
Molecular function (GO): ATP binding; protein kinase activity
Source: RefSeq, a predicted model, not a curated record
ACACCUCAAACAAUUUUAUUUGUUUUGUAGUAAUUCGAAAGCUUCUUCUCAGUAUUGAUGGCUGAGUGAAGCCAACGACAUCUCCGUCUUAUAUGCCAAAAAGAUUUCACAAAUUCUGAAUAUUUUUAUAUAUUUUUGUUAAAAUUACAUGUGUUUGCUUCUCUUGUCAACAAUUAAUUGACUUGUCGGAGCUGCAAAUCUGAGAACUCCCGAUUUUCAAGCUCCGAUUCAGUUGCUAUUUCGGCUAAUUCAAUGGAUUAUGAGCAUUGUUUGUGUUCAUAGCAAGUGAUCUAGCUGCUCCUUUCACGGAAUCUUGUAGAUCUGAACCCUUCAUGUCCGUCGGUGCCGCUGAUGUCUCAACUCAUAAAGUCGCUUGCUCUUUCUAACUACACUGGAUCAGUAAAUAACAUCCAUUGGUCUUUGCUGAAACAUUUGCUUAUUCUAUGCAUUAUCAUAUGCGCAACUGAUGCUGAUUUCACUGAUAAUCAAAUUGAGGAACAAAUUUUAUCUCCACCUACUGCACCAUUUGCUUCACUUGAAAUUCCUGAUCUACCCUUGCCAGUUCGCCUUCCAUUGUUCCAGAAACAACAUAGGAGACGCCUUUCACCCCUUGCUGCACCGAAACUUGUGCUAGCACCAGCUCAACCACCUGACUAUGGACCAUUGAUAACUUCUACCCACCCUCCUUCAAGCUCACAUUUGUCAAGACCUUCAAUGCGGAAGAGUGAAACUGUGCCUCCUGCUACUGGGCUCACGCCUCCACGGUUAGCAGAUAUUGCUCCUAGUCAAUCUGGUGCCGGAACAUUGCCUACUGGUUUAGCCCAGCCACCGUUGUCUCCUCACGCCUCCAAUUGUUGUGGACCUGAAACAGUUCUGAAACGAGACAGUGAGGGCUGCCACUGUGUUUACCCAAUAAAGCUUGACAUUCUCCUUUUGAACGUCUCCUCUAACCCAAACUGGAAUCUAUUCCUACAACAGUUUGCCACUCAACUUGGUCUGAGGGUUGCUCAGAUUGAGCUAAUCAACUUUUAUUUGCUCAGUUUAUCUAGGCUUAACAUUUCAAUGGACAUAACUCCACAUACAGGAGUCAGUUUUCCUUCCAGGGAAGCAUCUAGAAUAAACUCUUCACUUUCUACGCACAAGGUUCGUCUAGACCCCAGGCUCGUGGGUGGCUAUGAGCUUCUCAACUUAACCUGGUUCAAGCCUGUUGCUCCAGCUCAUGCACCUCGAAUUGCUACAUCACCCACCAAAGCACCUCCUUCCACGUCUUCAUCUCCAACAUCAGUGAAUACAUCUGGUCGUGGAAAACACCUCAGCUUGAUUCUUGUUGUCGGCAUUGGUGUUGGUAUCCUUUCUGUCGCUGUAAUUUGCGUGCUUAUAAUUUGUUCAUGUGCUUCUCGCCGCCAUAAGCCAGAAGCAUCACCAAAAGAAACUGCUAAGCCAAGGACUGUGGAAGCUCUUCCAUCUGGAGGAUCAUUUCCGCAUCCUACUAGUACGCGAUUUCUUGCAUAUGAAGAACUAAAAGAAGCAACAAAUAACUUUCAACAUUCUAGUAUACUUGGUGAGGGUGGGUUUGGAAGAGUUUUCAAAGGUGUCUUACACGAUGGUACAGAAGUGGCAAUAAAGAGGCUUUCUAGUGGAGGCCAACAAGGUGAUAAGGAAUUUUUGGUAGAAGUUGAGAUGCUUAGUAGGUUGCAUCAUCGUAACCUUGUGAAACUUGUUGGUUACUAUAGCAACCGUGACAAUUCAGAAAACCUCCUUUGUUACGAACUUGUUCCAAAUGGAAGUUUAGAGGCUUGGCUCCAUGGCCCACUAGGGGUUAACUGUCCUUUGGAUUGGGAUACCAGAAUGAAGAUAGCCCUUGAUGCUGCAAGAGGACUGGCAUAUCUUCAUGAGGAUUCACAGCCUUGCGUGAUUCACAGAGAUUUUAAGGCCUCUAAUAUCUUACUCGAGAACAACUUCAAUGCUAAAGUUGCAGACUUUGGUCUAGCUAAACAGGCCCCAGAAGGCAGAGCAACUUAUUUGUCGACUCGUGUUAUGGGUACAUUUGGAUAUGUGGCUCCUGAAUAUGCCAUGACUGGGCAUCUGUUGGUGAAGAGUGAUGUCUACAGCUAUGGGGUGGUCCUGCUUGAAUUAUUGACUGGAAGGAAGCCUGUCGAUAUGAGCCAACCAUCAGGACAGGAGAACCUUGUGUCUUGGGCAAGGCCAAUCCUAAGAGAUAAGGACCGUUUGGAAGAACUUGCGGAUCCAAAGCUUGGGGGGAAAUACCCGAUUGAAGAUUUGGCACGAGUUUGUACAAUUGCAGCAGCUUGUGUAUCACCUGAAGCAAGUCAACGGCCAACGAUGGGGGAAGUUGUACAGUCGUUGAAAAUGGUGCAGCGUGUAACAGAGUAUCAAGACUCGACAGCAACAGCAGCAGCAGCUACAAAUGCCCGACCCAGCCAGAAGCAAUCAUCGACCACUUUUGAAUCAGAUGGGACAUCUUCUAUUUUCUCAUCGGGUCCUUAUUCUGGUCUAAGUGCCUUUGAUCAUGAUAAUAUAUCGCGUACAGCUCUGUUUUCAGAAGAUCUUCAUGAAGGAAGAUGAUUGCUUGCCUACUUUCUUCUUCAUCUUUUCCUGAAAAGAUUUUUGCAACUGGAAAUUGGUCAAUUUGCAGCCAGCUUGAGGCAGUGGCAAAUGGUGAAGCUUUUACGGGCUUCCUGGCGAAAGAUGAAGCCUCCAGAUCUGUUACAGAAAAACAGAAAAGAAGAAAGCGUCCGCGAGUUUUAGUAUUCUCCGAAAGCAUUGUACAGUAGCUACUAUUGUUUAAGGCGUUUCCUCGUUCCAAGAAUUAUUUUUCUCCUUUCUGUAUUUUUAACAAUCAUAUCAAUUGUCAAUGAUCAUGAAAAAAAACCAAAAUCUUAUUUCUUUUCA